AGAGGUAACGCGCUGUCGGGCGGUUCGGACUGCGAAGGGGAAAAAAAAAAUCUAUCGACGAUAUAAUUAUAACAAUCGCGACCGCCUCGGCGACCUUUUGCUGCAAAACGUCAACGGGCAGUUGGAUUUAUUAGUCGCGCGUUCACUUUGUGGUGCAACAUCUCAAAUGGCUGAAGAAGACAGCAAAGUUGUAGCAGUAGGAGAGGAUGAGAUGGAAGAAGUGGAUGAUGAAGAAACGGAGGCGUGUGCAGGAGAUCAAGACAAGAAAGUGAAACAGCUGACAGCUCAGAUGAUGAAGAAUCCGCAGGUUUUGGCUGCACUGCAAGAGAGACUGGAUGGGCUGUCAGGCACUCCAUCUGGCUACAUCGAGAGUUUACCAAAGGUUGUGAAGAGGAGAGUGACAGCCCUGAAGAACUUGCAGGUGAAGUGUGCACUGAUCGAAGCAAAGUUUUACGAGGAGGUCCAUGAUCUUGAGAGGAAGUACGCAGCCCUGUACCAGCCGCUCUUUGACAGGAGGAGAGACAUUGUAACUGCCUUGGUGGAACCUGAUGAUGCGGAAUGUGAGUGGCCGAAUGACAAGGAAGAAGACCUUGUGGAUGAAGUGAAGGAGAAAGCAAAGCUUGAGGAAGAGAAAAAGGAAAAAGAGGAAGAUCCCAAGGGCAUCCCAGAAUUCUGGCUGACUGUGUUUAAAAAUGUGGACAUGCUCGGUGACCUUGUGCAGGAAUAUGAUGAGCCAAUUCUUAGGUAUUUAAAGGAUGUACGUGUGCAGUUUUCCGAAGCAGGACAGCCAAUGAGCUUCUUGUUGGAGUUUCAUUUUGAGGAGAAUGAGUACUUCACCAACACAGUUCUGACCAAGUUGUACAAAAUGAAAGCGGAGCCCGAUUUGGACGAUCCCUUUUCCUUCGAAGGACCAGAAAUCACGACGUGCACGGGGUGCAAGAUCGACUGGAAGAAGGGCAAGAACAUCACUGUGAAGACCAUCAAGAAGAAACAAAAGCACAAGGGCAGGGGCACCAUUCGUACAGUCACCAAAACGGUGGCCAAUGAGUCCUUCUUUAACUUCUUCAGCCCACCUGAAGUUCCUGAAGAUUCAGAUGGGCCUGAGGACGAAGAGGCCGAAACACAGCUCGCGACAGAUUUUGAGAUUGGGCACUUUUUCCGGGAGAGGAUUGUGCCCAGGGCGGUGCUUUACUUCACUGGGGAGGCCAUUGAGGACGAGGAUGACUAUGAUGAAGAGGGAGAAGAUGGAGAGGAGGGUGAGGAGGAGGGAGAUGAAGAGGAUGAUGACCCGGACUAUGAACCUUCGGCGGAUAGCAAGCAGCCUGCCGAGUGCAAGCAGCAGUGAGAGGACAGUUCCCAUCUUCAAAAGUUGUCAAUUAUAUCGCUAUAAGCUUGGCUUAGCUUUAAACUGGCAUGAUAUUUGUUUCUGCUGAAGAGUUAUGUUUGUGUUCACGGUUUAUUGUUUUGUUUUUGAAAUGUGAAUUGCCUAGUUAGAAAUGCAAACCAGCUUAAUAAAAAAAAGUAUGGCUCUUUUGUUACAGGUAAAGUUAAGCCGCACUUUAACCCAUGCAAGUUUAUAACAUUUAUCUUUCAAUAAUUCACGUAGCUUUUGAUGUUCACAUGUGGAAGUUGCCCAAAUAAAAUCUUUAAUCCAAA
Molecule: messenger RNA, 1656 nt
Organism: Petromyzon marinus (sea lamprey)
Lineage: Eukaryota; Metazoa; Chordata; Hyperoartia; Petromyzontiformes; Petromyzontidae
Product: nucleosome assembly protein 1-like 1
Biological process (GO): nucleosome assembly
Cellular component (GO): nucleus
Source: RefSeq, a predicted model, not a curated record